AUGAAAGCUGGCACAAGAGAUAUUUUAAUUCGCUUCACUUUAGUUGCGUUGUUUCUAUUAAUUGGCGCUGCAGUUUUUCAAGUCCUUGAAAGUACAACAGAUCCACGCGAACUUGAACUGGCGGAAGACGCCGACAAAGCAACUCUGGAGAAAAUGCGAACAAACUUAAGCGUGAAUAUGUCGAAGGAAGAAUUUGACGAUCUAGUGAACAAGCUUCAUAAAUUUCAAGAAGAUCAUCACCAAAGAGCGUCAAGCUAUGAGUGGACGUUUUAUGCUUCACUUUAUUUCUCGUCGAGUGUUAUAACCACAAUCGGCUAUGGCCACAUGGCUCCUGCCACAUUUGGCGGCCGGUUAUUUUGUGUUUUUUACGCGCUAUUUGGUAUACCUCUCUGUAUGUUGGCGUUGAAAUCAAUAGGAGAGAGAAUCAACGAAUUGAUCGAAAACGGUUUUAUUUUGAUCAGUUCAAAGUACCAGCUCCAACAAGACAAAGGUAUUAAGAUUAAGGUGCUUUUAAGCACUGCUGCCCUGGUCCUAGUCCUUCUCAUGCUCGGUGGACUGCUGUAUUUGUCAGAAGGCUGGAGCUACUUUGACGGAGUUUACUACUGCUUUAUAGCUUUAAGCACUAUUGGGUUUGGGGAUAUGGUACCUAGGAAAGGCCAGGAGCCUUCAUCCGGGAUCCAAACGCUGGAACUUGUCGUCCGGGGCUUCUACAUUGUAUUCGGCCUCGCCCUUGUGUCGAGUCUACUCUCUGCAGUUGUAGCGGCAGCUGAAGUAUUGAACAGAUGGAACGGCUUCAAAAGGACAAAAGGUCUUUGCUGUCACAGAAGGACGGGUGCAAAUAUCACAGAGGAACUGGGUCCAGUAUCUGAUGGCUUGUACACAGUCUCUCGCAACCUGGAUAAUAUUGUGUUCCCAUCAGUCAUUCCUUUCAGACGAUUUGCUUCACAUCAGUCAACACCGCUGAUAAAUGAUCCACGCUGGCUUUACUGAGCUGAAAAUCUUAUCGAUAGUAACCAACCAGGGCGUGACAGUAAGAUCGUGUUUUUCUGUGUGUGAUUUACUGGUGGAAUUUCUAGAUCUAAGAAUGGCGAAGUAAUUUCUUGGCCCAAAGACGUAGAUAGAUGGUAAGAGCAAGCUACCUAGAGUUACGAAUCACUUAUUAUUAUGAACGGAUUAGCCCUGUAAACUUUUAUUUACAGAUUGGUUUGACGAGGCGUUUAACUGUUAAUAUAAAAAAUAGAGUUGGCAGACGCUACAGAAGCGACACUCCGUAGUUUUAUAGAAUGGUUUCAAAAACCACGAACAAAACAAACCGCAAUUUUCGUAGAAACUGUAGACAAUAGCUUAUCAGCUGCUUCAUAAUCUUACUAGGUCGACAGAGUUCCUUUGGUAAUGUGGCUUGUAACAUGUAUAGCGGGAAAUUCAAGAGGAAAUACCUAGCACGUGUAUAUUGUGGUGUUUUUCAGGGGUAAAUUUUUCAUGACAGUCAACUCUCACUCUUUGUAAAUAAGCAUUUUUCUCAUUAGUUAAAUUUUAUUUCAAAUAUUUUUUCUCAAGCGACCAAUGAUCAAAUUUAUUAAACGACCGUGCCCUUUGGGGUGCUCAGAUAUUUUUUUGUCUUCAGCAAGCGACAGGUCAAAAACUGAUCAUAUCAAUUUAUAGAUUUAUAUUUUUGUCUUCAGUAAC
Molecule: messenger RNA, 1686 nt
Organism: Pocillopora damicornis (cauliflower coral)
Lineage: Eukaryota; Metazoa; Cnidaria; Anthozoa; Scleractinia; Pocilloporidae
Product: potassium channel subfamily K member 3
Biological process (GO): stabilization of membrane potential; potassium ion transmembrane transport
Cellular component (GO): plasma membrane
Molecular function (GO): potassium ion leak channel activity; outward rectifier potassium channel activity
Source: RefSeq, a predicted model, not a curated record